Didymosphaeria variabile is the source of this 1269-nucleotide messenger RNA. RefSeq lists its product as uncharacterized. The transcript has 2 exons. The coding region runs from base 1 to 1269 and encodes 422 amino acids. Lineage: Eukaryota; Fungi; Ascomycota; Dothideomycetes; Pleosporales; Didymosphaeriaceae. Gene Ontology annotation, biological process: sterol biosynthetic process. Gene Ontology annotation, cellular component: endoplasmic reticulum. The record is from RefSeq and is a predicted model, not a curated record.
AUGGCGGAAGACCCUUUAACUACAAGCUCGACACAGCAACCGCCCAUCUAUCGUCCCAUACCUCGCCGCAACUUCUCCACACAGACAGACGCCUCGUCAGACUCGCCCGCACACGCUUUCGUCCCGUCAACGCCACCCGGCGUCGCAGAGACGCAGAACCGCCCAUCGGAUUUCCUUGCGCAGCUCAACGCGCGCCUGCUGCGGACAUACAAUGCGGGUCUCAAUCUCAACGACGAUGCAGAACCAGAAGGAGCGCCGCCACCGCGGAAUAAAAGUCUCAUGAACCUGACUAAAAGCACGCUUUUUGGCAUCUACGACGACGAUGCCAGCACACCAGUGGAACAGAGUGUCCCGGAGACGCCCUGGGGCAUGGGCACAGAGACACCCGGAAGGAAACAUCCAGGCGCAACCAGAUGGGAUAGUGGAACAGAUAGCCCUGCUCUAGGUCUCACCAUGCAGCCGCGCAGGAGAACCGCCAAUAGCAAUCGCGAAGCAGCACGGUCACCGUCUACCAGACAGGGUCUAAGGCCGCAGAGGAAGGGUGUUUGGAAGUACACUGUAUCUCUAGGGAAGCUAGCAGCUUUGUUCCUUUUUGGCGUCACCUACGGCGUCAUUGUCAGCCACCUGCACGACACUAGGGAAUUGGCCGCCGUAAGGGUAGAAGGCGUAGACCGAGGGAACUGGACAUAUCUUGCAAGCUGGGGGAUUGCCGGCCUUGUUCUAGGCAGUUGCCUGCCAUACGUCGAACUUACGUGGGGCCGGCAGCCGGCGAAAGGCCUUGAAGAAGAGUGUGCGCCGGAGCAGGAGAACGAAACGGGCUUCAGCGAGCAGUGGAACGACAUAGUGCGGAGCGUGGGCGCUUUCCUGGCAAUAGCAUUCGCCAUCCGCAAACUCCCCUGGCAGUCCACCCUUCAGCUCACCCUCACGCUCGCCCUCGUCAACCCCGCUCUUUGGUACAUACUCGACCGUACCAAGCCUGGCUUCUCAUACUCUCUCCUCGUAACAUCUGUCCUAACCUCCUUCAUCUUCCUCUCAGACCCCGACAUUCUCCCUUCGCCCUCCCUACCAGCCACGAUCAACGGCACGCACGUACCAUCGGCUGCACGAUUGCAGGGUCAGCAAGACAUGUUUGUUGGCGUGGUUAGCUAUGACACGCUAGCUGUAGUGACAUGGGUGGGCAGCGUGCUGUUCUGCAGUUGCGUGUGCUUUGGGAGUAUUGGCCGACGCCUGGCCGUGUGGGAUCAUAGCGAGUUGGCAAAAAAGAGAUAG